CAAUAAACUGAAAAUCCCAUAUGUGACACUUAUGUAAUUAUUCGUAGGGAGUGACGAUAUUAUAUACAGAAAAACUAUAUUCACAUUAUUAUUCGUGUAUUUUGUUCCGCAACAAAAUUUCAUUCUAUAAUUUAUUAAAAAAUUUACGAAGGAAGUGAUCAUACAAGUCGUUGAUAUACACGAGUGUGUUUGCAGUUUAUGACUACAUGAAAAUGUAUAAAGUUUUUACAUAUUCACAUCGUAAUAACUCAUGGAUUGAACGUUUCGUAGCAAUGAAAUUUAUAUUAUUCGUCUUCGAUCUCCUAAUUGUGUAUGCAUAUAAUAUCGAUACAAAGUAUCCGAUAAUCUAUCCGGACAGUGCAUUAAACGCGGAUCAGUAUGUCGACACGCAAUUCAAUCGCAGUUAUUUCGGCUAUUCAGUCCUGCUCCAUCAUGAUCCUCAAAAAAACGCUUCAUGGUUGUUUGUAGGAGCACCUCGAGGAAAUUAUACAAAACCAUCGCGCAAUAAAUUAUUGAAAAAAAGCGAACCAGGAGUAGCUUAUCGAUGUAACUUACCAGGUUCAUGUGUCGAAAUAGAAUCGACUGUACUUGAGGAUGAAAAAGUUUACAUACGUCAGAUUGGCAUGCGCGCGUAUUUAACGAACGAUCAUUCUUGGUUUGGUGGCGCAAUGUCUAUAGAAAGAUAUAGCGGUUUUUUAACGAUAUGCGCACCGCGAACAAUUAUGAGUAUAUUCCCUGAUAAGAAGGAAUUAAAAUAUGUGAAUACCAUGCAAGGCAUGUGUUACAGCAAUCAGAUGUUGUCAAAUACAAUGACAGCAGAAAUAUUUGAAAUUAAUCAGUUUGAUUACAGCAGAUAUACGUGGUUUGAUCCAAUUCAAGGUUUCUCCGUUAUGUUUGCAUCGACACAGGAAGAAGAAACAAUAAGCCGUGUUGUAGGAAAUCCAAACGACGAAGUUGUCGGCAGUAUCAAUGUUGGACGUUUUUCAAGAGCCGGUAAAUUUGACGAAAGUUCUCGAAAAAUGCUAAAUUUAACGGUACAUGACGAUACGUCACAAUAUGGCUACAUGAUAACUGCAGGAUAUUAUUUUGAUCAAAAACGAUUUCUCUAUGCCUGUUCGGAUCCAGGAUGGAAUUACGUAGGACAGGUUGUUGUAAUUGACACGAAUAAAGAGAGCGCAUAUACAAACGCUCAUUUGUUUGGCAGUGACAUUGGUGAGUUUUUUGGAGCAGGUUUGGCUAGCGGUGAUUUAAACAACGACGGCUUAGACGAUCUUAUAGUGGGAUCUCCGCUUUGGGGAAAUGACAACGGCAAAGUUUAUAUAUAUUUAGGUCAGCCGGAGGAAGAAUUUGAAGCGGUUGUAAUUUUAGAAGGCGCCGCGGAAGAUGCACAGUUUGGCUACACCGUGGCAAGCGGCGAUCUAGAUAAAGAUGGAUUUAGUGAUAUUAUAGUGGGCGCACCCUGGGAAGGGUCUGGAGUAAUUUAUAUUUACUACGGUGAUGCAAGUUUAAAAAACAAAGUACGACCUGCCGUAUCGCAAAGAAUCGAAAUGGAAUCGUCUGGUUUGUUUCCAACGAAAGAAAUAAAUAUACGAACGUUUGGAUUUUCCAUAUCCGAACCGAUUGAUAUUGACGACAAUGGAUACGCCGACAUUGCCGUAGGCGCGUAUAAAUCGGGACAUGUGAUCAUACUUCGAAGUAAACCAGUUGCACAAACAAAUUUGACCAUUAUCACUACUCCAAGCAUAUUGAAGAGAAAUGAUAGCAACUUUUUGAUUACGGCGUGUGUUAAAUAUCACGGUUACGACACGGCAAAUAUGCACCCUUUCAAAAUCUCUCUUAUCGUGGACAAGAAAUACAAACGUACCAAAGAGACUUCAUUGGAAAUGGUCUCGGCAAAUCCUCCUCUUGAUAUGUGUAUAAAUGUCACUGUUACACUUUCGACGAAUAUUCAAGAUUUCAUUGAACCAAUUAAUAUUUACGCAUCACACAAAUUUACGCAUGACGUUUUGUCUUCUGCUGAAUUCUGCAAAACAUGUCCUGUUGAAAGUAAAGAUAAUAAAUCAAGCAGUGUACAAAAUGUGCUACCCUUCGACAUCGGUUGCGGUGAGGAUAGAAUUUGCAAUUGUAAUAUAACUGCAACAAUGAAAUUUUUGGGAGUCAGAGAAAAUAAUUCAUGGGCAAUUGGUUCCAAUGAUAUUAUUUUGGAGACAGUCUUAGAAAAUCAUGACGAGCUGGCGUAUCUGACAACAAUCGCGUUUACCUUUCCGAACGGAAUCAUAUUGCAUAGUAUCUUACCGUCUUGUGAGGAAGAUCGGAAUGGGAAUAUUUUAAUAGUUGUUUGCGAAGUCAGCAAUCCACUUAAAACGAACGAGCAGAAAAUUGUGAAACUGGAUCUGGAUAUGAGAUAUAUAACCGACGGUUCGCUUCACGGAACAGUUUUGAACUUUUCUGCGGAAAUAAAAACGCGUAGUGUUAAUCACGGUAUGCAUAAAAUUCAGCUUUCGCUCGCCUUAAUAAGUGAAGCGUCCUCGUCAUUAAAUGGGAAAGCGAUAGAAAAAAGUUAUUAUUUACCUGAAUCAGACGACGAUCAAUUGAAUAUAACAUUCCAACAUCAUUAUCAUUUAUUGAAACUCGGUGCGACGUCCAUAGAAGAAGCAGAACUCAGUAUCGAUGUGCCAACGUCCGUGAACGAUUCUGACUCCUUUGUAGAUUUAUAUCAACCGCGUAUAUAUAUCUCCGGAAAGUAUUAUGAUUGCUUGUCGAGUGGUAUUGAUUUAGUUAACGAUGGACAACAAAAUGACGUUUGGAAGAGUACAGCGUCAAAUGAUAUAUAUAACUUGAAUAACGAUACAUCUCACAGUCUGUCAAAAAGGGAUAUAACGGAUAAAGCUGUUAUAGCAGCUCACUUUAUGCAAAAGUUAUAUUAUGCGAAAUUAACGUCAAACGAUCAAAGCGGUAACAAUCUAACAUCUUGGGAAAGAGAUACCGUGUAUUUGAAUUGUUCGACAAUCGGCGUGAAUUGUGCGACGGUUUGUUGCAACCUGAGAGCUUUAAAGACGCAAAAGGAUGUUGGCAAACUGGUUAUGAAAUUAAUUCUCAAUGUUACAAAACUCAAAGAUAAUUUUGGAUUGAGGAAAGAAAGAAAAGUCAUAAGAUUUAGCACAAAUGCUCACGUCCAAAUCAUGAAACCAGCAAAUAGGAUUUCUUUUGCGGAUGAUAACGAUGUGAUUCUCACGACAGAAUUUUAUAGCACCGCAAAACCAGAGAAACUGCAACUGUGGGUUGUGUUUGUAUCGGUUACGUUAGGUUUAAUAUUUUUGUUUAUCAUUAUUAUUAUAUUAAGUAUGGUAGGUUUUUUCAGAAGGACAACGAAGGAAGAGUUAUCCGCUAUAAAUACGACUGAAAUAGAAGAUCGAAGUCAAUCAAUCGAACAAUUGGAGAUGAUAGAAGCACCCGAAUAGGAGUAUUUGUGUAUUUUAAUAUGGAAAAGUGUGUGAUUUACGUGGUUAAUUUAUGUAUUAAAUAAUAUAAGUUCAAUCUACAUAAAAAUAUUCUUUUAUUCUUAUCAGAGAGUUAUACAACGGCGGUAUAAUGAAUUUUUAUAUAACAUCUAUAUAAAAUUUACCGUAUCGUAUAUUUACAUAUAUAUAAUGUAUAUAUAUUUACAUCACAAUAUUACAAUUUUUUCUUGUAAGAAAAACAAUGGUAAUGUUCAUACAACAUUUACAAAUGAUCAAUACUCAUACAGACGCAAUCAUCGUUCAUACAAGUUUUUAUAAAUCGAAACGAAGAGAUUUUCACAUGUAAAAUAAAAAAGUAAUAUGUUUUUUGUCACACCAGUAUGUACAUUUAUGAGUCUUUGAAUACAAAUAUAUCUGAUACUGUAAUUGCGUGUAUCAUCAUCUAAACGUCAAAAUAUACAUGCUAUAUUUGUGAUUAAAACUAUCGCUGUGUAUAUACAAAUAUGUGAGCACAAAUUAUUCCUCCUCUUAUUUUGUCUAUCAAAACUAUACACGCGCUAAUCGAAAUUUCACGGUACGCGAUUUAAGAAUAUACAAAUUAUUAAAAAAAUCACAAACUAAAAUUCGGAUCUGUUUCUUCUAAAUAAACGUAGAAUAAAUAUUAUCUUCUGGUCCAAUAGAACUGAUGAAAUGCAGACACAUUAUUGCCAUCGCAGCGACACGAAACUGCAUACAUUGCUGGAGGGACGUAAAGGUGCUGCAAGCAAACUUAUAACUGUUUGUGCAGCACAAAAUGCACAACUUUGUGCAUCCGUACCUCGUUAUCUUCCGAAGAAACUGCGAUGCUCUCAUUAGCUCUCCCAUUUUCAAUAAACGAACAUCAACUCGAUAUUUGGGAUACGAACUGCUACCCGUUCGUUUCCCUUGAAGAACGUGAUUUAUACUUGCUCAAGUCCCAACGGACGUAAAAGCUCACGUGUAUCUCUCUUGAAGUUGAAAACUUUAUAAACUCUCUCCUUUCUUCGUCAUCGUUUCGUUGAUGUGUAUAUGCAGUGGAAUGUAUAUUCGCAGUAAGAUACAAUCCAUACUGAAUCUUCUGCUUCACAUAUGCUAAUACACAUCUCAUUGCGCGCAACAUAAAUAUUAAAUCACUAAAUAUUAAAAAAAAAAAAAAAUUAUAUAAACCUAUCGUCGAGAUUAUUAUCAAUCGAAUAAGUUGUGGCUCACAUAAAUGUAUAAAUUUAACCCUGUUUGACAUGUCCAUAUUAAUUUUUUAAUCGAGAAGACCCGCACAUUUUCUUUAUAUGGUGCUAUUUUAUAUGAUUUUAAAAAAUUCAAAACAGACUUUACAAUAUAUAUAUAUAUAUAUGUACAAAUCAUCUUACACUUUCUCAACAAUGUGUUUCCCAUUGUAUUUCAUAGCACCAUUUUAUUAUUGUAACUUAGCAAACUUCAAACGUAAAUCUCAUUCGUUUACUCUCGCUUUAUAUACUUCUUAAUCUACUUUAAAAUAUAUAAAGACCUGUAUUUUUGUUCAACGUAAAACAAAUAAAAAUUAGGUCGCAAUUGCACACAAUGAUGUUAGAUAAUUAUAAUGCAAGAUGCUUUGUUUUUUUUAUAAGUACAAAUUGAAAACUUUCAGUAGUCUAUUGACAAACAGACACCAUUCUACUCCUUUCUUCAUCAAAUAUAACACUGUUAUAUCAAAAUUUCCCUUAUGGAACGUCUCGAGUUGCUUUUCUUCCUAGAAGACAAGGACAUGUUUAACUUUUUUUGCUUAAAAAAAGGUUCAACAUAUCUUUGUCUCGUCUAUAAAGUUGUUAAUAUUUAAGUUUUUUUUAUAAUAUAUGUAACAUCAUUGUAUGUGUAUAAAAAUAUCGCUUCCCGCAUUAGUAUUUCUUUUUUUUUGGCCUAUACUUUGCACAAUUUAUAAGAAACAAUUUAUCUUUUUAAUUUGUUACAUAUCACAAAAUACUUUUUACAAAGUAAAAUUAUAUUCUAAAUAUAUAUUGAUAUCGCAAGCAAAAUUAAAUUUUAUCGCUUUGUGAUAUAAACAACAAACAUUUUCUACUAAGUUUAAAUCGUACCAAAAUAGAAAUAUUACUUAAAAUAAUAGCACACAAAAUAUAAAGUUUGUUGUUUUAUACAAAUAAACACACACAUAUAAGGAGUUUUUUUUUUGAAGCGCAACAAGUUAUUUAGUGAUUAAUUUUCGGUCGUUACUAAACGUGAUAAUAGUUGUUCGUUUGAGCUAUUUGAUUGAAGUUAUUUACACUUGCUGCUAAUUAUACAUGAUUUCUCCAGCCGGAAAUCUUGAAAAAUUUAGGAUCCAAUCCUCUCUAUACUCCUUUCGAGACUAAUAAGUCUUUGGUUGUGUCCUAUUUCUAUUUAUAGUUUUCUAUUUCACGUAUAAAAAAAACAUAACUGAGUAUUCAUCAAUUCGACAGAUCCUUUCGCUAAUAAUCAAGAUGUCAGACGGAAAAACAAGUAUAAAUUAGCAUCUUAAAACCUUUAGCGAUCAAACUUGCAAGUAACGAACAACUAUCAUCACCAUCUGUAUCAGUAAUCCAAAAUGAAUCGAUAAAUAAAAAUCCAGUUUGUUGCAAGUUAGAAGAAUUUCCUUAGAAACUGUUUUUUUUUUCCCCUUCAAUAAUACUUUUGUAUCGUUCGCUAAUUAAUAUAAAUGACAUCAACGAAAACACUAUAAAUUUGUAGUAUGUAAUAUAAAUUAGUAUAAACUAUUUUGUGUAUAAAAUAGUUUAUAAAUUUAGCAUAAAAAUCGUUAUUUUUGGGGAGUUUUUUUCAGUACACUUUCAAUAUUUCAUCAUAUAUUUCAAAACGAAAUAUAGAAAUAAAUUUGUGUUUUUUCAUCAUACCCCAAAAAUUUUUGUUACAAUUUUAUUGCACACUUGUUUGACGUUAUGAACUUUUGCAAAAAUGAAUUCUAGUAAUUUUCAAGAUGUUUUUCAUUAAUGUCAUUAAACAGAACAUUAAACAGUAAAAA
This is a messenger RNA of Pseudomyrmex gracilis, 6465 nucleotides long. Its product is annotated as integrin alpha-PS3-like. The coding region runs from base 207 to 3461 and encodes 1084 amino acids. NCBI's taxonomy places the organism in Eukaryota, Metazoa, Arthropoda, Insecta, Hymenoptera, Formicidae. Gene Ontology annotation, molecular function: integrin binding. The transcript has 20 exons. Gene Ontology annotation, biological process: cell-cell adhesion; integrin-mediated signaling pathway; cell adhesion mediated by integrin. The record is from RefSeq and is a predicted model, not a curated record. Gene Ontology annotation, cellular component: integrin complex; external side of plasma membrane.